UAUAUUUCCAGGAUCAAUGUCUAGUAAUUUUCUCAAGUUUCAGUCCAACAAUCGACAAUAUAGAAUAGAAGCGUGGUAAAAACAGCGCUUGCGUGCCAUCUACUAAAGAUGGCGCCUUGCGGUAUUCUACCAUUUUAAUCCCGCUAGGCCGGCAGCGUGUGUCAAAACUACUAGCACUGAAAGUCAGUCUUGUUUCAUCGUCUUCAACGAAUAUGCCUACUUAAAGCAAGCAGCCGCGAUUGUCCGCUUAUUAGUGCGAGUCUCUGUCUUUUGGUGUGCACAAACAAAGUAAUAUAAACGAUCCUUCGUGAUCCACCUUGUGUCUUCUUCCUCCAUCAACUUGUUCUCAAACCAUCACUUCCUCGGCCCACUUUAUGGAAAUCUGAUUUCUUCCUCGUCGCUGCUAUCCGAAUUUGUAUAAUCCUCGUGAAAGCCUUCUUUUUCACUGCUAUUUGACUCACUAAGAAAUAAGUUCUCCAUUUCUCUUUUCGACAUUGUAACGAAUUAGGGUAUAGAUUUUAAGUUCUCUAAAAUAUCGGUGGGAGUACCUGGCAGAGAGAGUACGCUUGGUACAGCGGCACUCGUGGCCCGAAGGAGAUUUCAUUGAAAAUACGCGCGGCAGUCAACGUGUUAAACUUAUUGCUCCACCGCCUAUGUAUUCGAAUAGUCAAUAGGCGACGGAGGCAAGAGGAAGUGUAAUUUCUUUAACUCUUCUGCGGCUAGCGGAUAGAAAAAGGAUACUUCAAGAUGAAUAAAGUGGAUUAUAUGGAGGUCACUGUACCUAACUAUUCGUAUGUCUUCAAUUUCGAAGAGACAUUCAUUCAUAUGGAUACUAAGAUAUGGAUGACGAAGAAUUGGACAAACUGUUUUUACUAUUGUGGCAUUUACAUGAUCCUAAUUUUUGGAGGACAGCAUUACAUGUCGAAUAGACCAAAGUUUGAACUGAGAGGCAUACUCGCACUAUGGAACACACUGCUUGCAACGUUCUCUAUUAUUGGAUUUACUAGAACAGCGCCAGAGUUGAUUCACGUGUUAAGGCAUUAUGGGUUUUACCAUAGUGUUUGCAUACCAAGCUUCAUUGAACAAGACUGUGUGUCCGGUUUCUGGACGUGGAUGUUUGUCUUGUCGAAGCUUCCAGAACUUGGCGACACAAUCUUCAUCGUGCUACGAAAACAGCCACUAAUCUUUUUACAUUGGUAUCAUCAUAUAACGGUUCUUCUCUACUCGUGGUUCUCAUAUUCGGAAUACACAGCAUCAGCCAGGUGGUUUGUCGUAAUGAAUUACUUUGUUCACUCCAUAAUGUAUACAUAUUACGCUUUGAAAGCAAUGCGAUAUAGACCACCAAAGGGGAUCGCCAUGCUGAUCACUACGCUACAAUUAGCACAAAUGGUUAUUGGUUGCCUUAUAAAUAUUUCGGCUCACCAGUACCUGGAAAGUGGCCAAAUCGAUUGCCACAUUACGCGUGUCAACGUCAAACUUAGUCUGCUCAUGUACUUCAGCUAUUUCGUACUCUUCGCUAAAUUUUUCCAGAAGAGUUAUCUAUCUAAAUCUAAUAACAAAGUAGGGAAGAAGGUUUACGCUAAUGGAACAAUGGAGUAUGACAAGCUCAAGGUUAAUUAAUGCACACUACAAUUUUUGAAAACUUUUUCUAUAGACCCUUUCCAGGAACAUUCCUUGAAAACGCUUUUCAAUAAGAUUUCUUUCAAAGGCGUUAUGGAAAUGCAUUUCAAGAAAUGGCCCUUGAAAAUUUUUUUUAGGAGUCUUUGUUAAUUCAAAGUCGUAAAAACUGGUUGCAGUAGAGUGAAAGUGGUGAGAGGUGGGGUGGAAAUUACUUGAAAAUAUAGCACAUUGAAUUUUACAAUAAUAUUAAAUGUUGCACAGUGAAUUUAGUAAUAAAUUUCAUGAUAACUUGUUUAACGCGUCUCACGCGUUAAACGCGUUAUUAUAGAAUUAAUGAAAGAAGAAGGAGCUUCUCCUUAGAGACGUCUUGAAACUUUCGUUUGUUUAGGGACGAUUUCAAAAUAAAUUUCUUGGUGAACUUUUUUCUUUACGCUUCUUUAUGAAGUUAGCACAAAAUUUGGUAGAACGAGGAUGGAGACAUAAUAUUUAAAAACAUAGUAGGAAUGUAUUAUUUAAUAUUGAACUAUUUAAUAAUGAAGAAAGAAUAUUAGAUUUGAACGAAAUUCGUCAACAAAUAAUUGAUAUAUUCUUAUUACAUUUAAUAUGUUUGACAUAUUUAUUGUUAUGGAAAUGUAUAAAUAUGUUGAGAUAUCAUAAAGAAUAUAUAAUUAUCUGCAUAUGCAAAGUAUGGAUAAUAUUAAAAAAUAUAUAUCGUGAUCGAUCUUUCGUAAGAACAGCCGAAAUCUUUUUUCACAUUGCUCGAAAAGAAAAGAAAACAAACACAAAGAAUUGUUCCCAAGUCUUGUUCUACCGGAAUAACGAUAAAAAAAAAGAAA
Molecule: messenger RNA, 2456 nt
Organism: Bombus huntii
Lineage: Eukaryota; Metazoa; Arthropoda; Insecta; Hymenoptera; Apidae
Gene: Baldspot
Product: elongation of very long chain fatty acids protein 6
Exons: 4
Coding region: 748-1620 (290 amino acids)
Biological process (GO): sphingolipid biosynthetic process; fatty acid elongation, monounsaturated fatty acid; fatty acid elongation, saturated fatty acid
Cellular component (GO): endoplasmic reticulum membrane
Molecular function (GO): fatty acid elongase activity
Source: RefSeq, a predicted model, not a curated record